UAUGCAGCUGUUCAGAGCGGCAAGGAGCGACGAAGCAACCGUUAGUUGAAAGCAGCCACUGCAGAGUGCGGUUUGAAUUUAUGGGUUUAAAUCGUUAUGUGUAGUAAGUUGGAUUCAAGUUAAGCCAAUCGUGCGUCGCAGUGCCAAGAAAUGAAUAAUGGAGAGUUAAUGUCUGCAAUGGAAUUCAAAAGCGAAGACAUUCGAGUGACCUUUACUAUAGUGUUGUAUUGUUGACUUUUUCAACUGUUUUGUGUGGUUUGAAUUGUUAGUGUUUGUGUGCAGUGAAGUGCCAGGAACCCAUUUAUCGUUCGCCUCAAAAGACGUGACACCAUGCCACCAACACCACCACUCCCCAUCACAGAGGACACCCCUCCUGACAUGCUGGCUGGCUCCAUGGACCUGAGGGUAGUGCUACCUACUGGCCAUUCUGUAAAAAUGAGUGUUGAGCGCAGCACGCCUAUGAUGGACUUGCUGGUUCAAGUGACAACUCUCAACAAGAUCUCAACAGGUGGUCAUGUGCUUCAGGCGAUAGGUGAACGGGGCAUCCUUCCCUACAAGCCUAGCACCCCUAUUGGGGCUCUCGACACAUGGACCAUACAAGUUGUUCCUAAAUCAAAGGUUCAGACCACAGCAGUCCAGAAGAAAGCACCUUUAAAACCACUGAAUCAGCAGCAGCCAUUUGAACCAACAUUCAGAUUACAGGUCCACCUGCCACGGAACCAGCUGUACGUGACACGGGUCAGUUCAAGGACUCUUCUCUCCGACAUUCUCCACCAGACAUGCACAGAGAAGAACCUCGACCCCAACAAAUAUGAGCUGCGGCAUCCAGCCAACCUGUCUCAGUUGCUGAGUCCAUCCUGCACUCUAGCUGACUAUGGUCUGCAGGAGGUGACAUUAGUAGCACGAAGUCGGGCACCUGGCAUGGGAUCAGCACUGUCAUCGUCUGAUAUCAUGGCACUGCAGCGAGAGGAAGACAAGCGGCGUCAGCAAGCACGUCAACAACACGGAACAGGCACUGGGCUGGGACUUGUGUUAAACAAGCAGAGUCAAUCUAGUGUGUGUGAGGGCAGUGUGAGCAGUGACAGCCUAGGGGGUCGCAGCAUCUCACCAGCCAGAUCUGAUGAGUCAGCCAGCCGAUCAGCCUCACCGCCUGCACCAAGUCUGCCACCCAUGAUGGCACCACUCGCACCAGCAAGACCAGCUAGAAAGAGACGUCCUGCACCAAAGCCACCCAGCUCUAACAAUGGACCAAUCAGCAAUACACAGCGGACUGAAUCAAAUGUGCAAGCAGAAACAAGCUCUGGAACUGUCAUGAAUGGGCAUUCUAGGAGUAAUAACACCAAGACAACACAAGUCCCUGUAUCACAUUCCCGCAAUAGUUCGGACAGCAGUGGGUACCAUGAGGCUUCAGUUCUUAGUGAGAGUCCUGCUGAAGGCAACCAGAUGACAGAAAACUGUGCUGUGGACACACUCCCACGUGAAGGAAAGCUGGUGUCUGGCCAGCCAAUACAGAUGAAGACUCAUGGUGGAAGCCAUGGUUUGUCACGAUCAAUGUCAAGUCUGAACAGAGUGGGAAACAUGGCAGGCUGCCAGCAUAGUACCUCUAACAGUUCCCUUGCAUCCUCCACAGGUCAAGGACUAAAGAAAAAGAAAGCACCACCACCUCCACCAGGAGCAGGAGGAACCAAAGAUCACCAACAGCAAAAGCACCUGUCAUCAUUAUCACUGUCCUCCACUGAUCAGGACAACUCAGAGCCACACAAAAAGACAACAUCACUAGAGAGACAUCUGUCUGGUAAGAAUUCUGCAGCUGGCAGUGUUCAAUCACCGGACAAGUACUCAACUCUACCUGGAAAGAUGAAGAUGUCAGAGCAUGAUUACAGGCCAGUGGAAUCUCCAGUCAAGAAACCCAAAAUCAUUCCUGAAACAAAAAUACAGUCACCUGAAGAAGGGUGUUUGGAUGGAGACCAGAAGAUUCCUGAAGUUGAGGAGGAUGUCUAUGUUCUAGACAUUUCCAAAGAAACACCUCUCUUCCACUCACAAAUGCACCAGGGUGAACAUGACAUUGCAACUACCAAUCAGAGUUCUGACAGACAUAUUGUUGAGAAACAAGACAAAUGCUUUGAGCAGCUCCCAAUGCCUCCUGUAGAAACAACACCAGAGACCCCUGUAGAGCUUGCUUCCAAGAGUAACAGCCCUCAGGUUGUUAAUACAGGCACUCCAGAAGCUUCCGCUGCUUUGGAACAUGAACCCACACUGCACACCCCAGCUCCAAAGCCACGCACACACAACAAGUGUAGUUCUUUGGAUGAUGUGAUUUCCUCAACUAGAAAGAGACCUGUUCCACAUCCACGACAGCUGUCCAAUAGCAGCGUCUUGCAAAAUACAGACAUAGAAAACCAUAUGCAAAUUGCAGUAGCAGAAGAGAGGAGAGAGAGAGGAAGCAUAGGGAAGAAAAGAAAUGGGGAGAAUGGCAGUGUGGGUCAAACAUUCGGUGUUGGGACAACAAUGCUAAUGUUUUCUCAGUCUGGGGCUGAUUCUGUCAGCAGUGACAGUUGGGAGUGGCAGUCGGUGAGAUCACAAAGUUCUGCAGAUGUUGCACAAGAUUCAGAUGAUGAACUGAACAUUGGUGAUAAUGACAUGGGAAUGUUUGACAUGGCAACAGAAACUUCUGACACAGUUCAAGCCAGAAAUGAGACAAGGAUUGACACCUCUGCUGUGAACCAGCAACUAAUUGAUUCAUGUGAUGACACUGAAUCUCUUUCUCUUGUCAGUUCUGUGUUUGAGUAUGAUUCAGAACAUGAGACUUAUGAAGCAUCAUCUACUUUAAAAUGUCCACCACUUGACAGACUAAUGAUAACCAAAGGGGAAUAUGGUUUUAGUGCUUCUAAAGGAGGAAUUCUCCAUGUGGUUGAUAUGAAUGAACUACAAGAGAAUAAAGUUGUUUCAAAAAUUAGUACAGGCAGUAGCACUAGUCUCCAGAGCAUGGACGAGGUACCACCAUUCAGCAACAGCAUGGAGUCACUAAUAAUGGAGCCUGCAGCAUCCAAGCAGUCAUGGGUGUUGGAAUACAACUCAGAACCUGAGGAAUAUUCUGGAAUGGAACCUGGUGACGAAGUGGAGGAAGCUUUCAAGAGUGUUACGGCAGAACUGGAGACUGCAAUCAAGCAGGAUAGAGACGCAAGUGCUCUGCCUCCCCCACCUACUUCUGCAGCAUCUCCAGAUGAUCUGACAGUGGACUGGGAGUAUCAGUUACCAGCACCGCCAUCUGCCUUCAGAGACUCUGAUUCUCCCACUCUCACUGAGGGUGAGACGGUUAUGUUAGCCGAUACACAGGUGUUUCGGGAAUCCCCCUCAUCACCAGAACCACAACCAGACACCCAUCUGGCAGGAUCUACAACCCUGAAGCUUCAAGAGGCUCUUGACUUACAUCUCAACAGCGUGGUUCACAGGAACGAAGUAACUAAGACCAAUCCUCUGUUUGAUCCACUUCAGUGUGAAGAUGAUAUUGGUGAUAACAGGAUGCCUGAUGCAGUUUGUGAAGUUGGCAUGGAAAAGUUAAAAAAUUACUCAAAAAAUGUGUCCCAUAUGGAGACAAAGUCUCAGAAGCAGAAUUUAACAGAAGAAGAGUUGAUGAAACCAAAGUCCUUGAGGGAUAAAAGCCAAGUAACAUCCACAAUGAAAGGUGUUCCCAGAAGUGGAGAAAAUGUAAAUUUCACCAUCACAACAUACCAAAGACCUUUCAGCACUGACAAAUUAUUAAAUGAAGACAGUGAUAGUAACAGGACACAUUCUGAUAAUCUGUCCACAGACUCAUUGAAGGAGCAAACAAAAACAGUGUCUCACCACCAUAAAUAUAGUUCUACCAGUUCACUAAACAGCAGUGCCGCCAGCCUAUCAAGAACAAAUUCCUUCAACGGUAAUGAUAAUGGAACAUUCACGCCUCCAGAUCCAGUUUCAACAUCACCUGUGAAGCGAUCCACAUCAUACAUCUCGUUAGUCACUAAUCCUCUCUCUCACCCUGGAAAUGGUUUCCAAUCUGGCUCAACCAACACUUUACAUACAGGCAAAACUAAGUUUGUUGGUAAUAUGGCAGCGCAAACACAGAUGGAUAAAGGCAAUGAAAGAGUAUAUGAAAGCUGGAGUCUCAGGAAGACAACAAGUGAAUGUAAUGUUAGUCAGGUUCCACCAGAACAUCACCAAGAAGGAACCAAGUCACAGACCACAGUGGAAGAGCAGAAGAUUGCCCAAGUUGGACAAGACAAAGAGCAAGGCUCACAGAAGCAGAUUAUAAUAACAGAAGAGGAGCGUGCACAGUUGCUGGCAUUACAGGAGCAGUUCCUUCAACUACAAGAGCAACUUCUGCAGAACUCUGGUCUCAUGCAGCAACAACAGCUAUCACAGCCUCAGGUCCCCACUGCAGACACUCCCCUGCAGUCACUACAGGUUCUUAGAAGUAUUCUGCCACAAUUGAACAAAACAAAAGUUUUGUCUGAUUACCAAGCAACUAGUCAGCAGCAGAAAUCUGACAACUCAGCUUUUCUCAGAUCUGAAACUCUUCCUACAGAAUUGGAUCCAAAAGAUUCAGAAGACUUUCCCAAUAAUGAGUCAGUUAAACAAACAACUGAUGUUUCUUCAAACCAACAGAACAUUGAUGAAGAGACAUCUAGCAAUAAUAACAGUGGUGAAAGGAAAAGGUAUACAUAUACGGGUCCUCCAGCAAUUAAUUUUGCUACGUGGAGUGAACGACCAAAAAGUCAGGUUAGCAUCAAGAUGGACUGUGACUAUAGGAUAGGCAUUGGUCAGGGUGGCCGCACGGAUGAACGUAACAAAACUCCUGCUCGAACAGGAAUGUCCGAGUCCAAGGAUAAGAUUUCAGCGGUCAGAAGUAACAAUACAGACACGUUGCACGAGCCAAAAAAUGAUCAUGAAGAAGUAUUUGCUCAAAACAAGAUGAACGGUAAACUAAACAGCUCACAACAAGUAACAGAAAUAGAGCCUGCCUCACUUACAAUGAGACUGAUUUCUCACACAACAGCAUCUGGUUUCCAGAAACCUGUGGCAGCAGCAAGAAAGAAGACUGGGUCAUCUAGUUACAUUGCUGGAGAAGCACAGCAAUCCUAUACACCUGAAGCCAAAGACAUAACACAAUCCUCAACAGCUGGUCUGCGGGUUGGUGGUGCCCUUCAACAGAAUGAUCCUUCACGAGUGCCAAUUGUAAGAGCUGUUGAACUCAAGAAGUCCUUCAUUCAACAACAGAAUAUGUACAUCAACCCUUACAGCUUUCACAGCUCAUCCACCAUGCUGAACGGUGAUGAGGGCAGUGGGCACCAUGUUGUCAGUAUGGUUAACCAAAGAAACAGUACUGCCCAUCACAAUGGAGGCAGUGAUGCAGACAGUGCUGAAGAGACAUUUGCAGGAGUUAAUUUUCUGGCAAAGAGAUUUUCAAGUGCAGGUUCAUCACCAAAUGGGCCUCCUAGUUUCCGCUCAUCUCGGCCAUUAUCUUCCUAUGGGAAGGUUGAGACUGUGAACACAAAAGGAUGUGAUAAUGCAACUAGUUCACCUUAUAACACCACUCUCUCUUACAAGAGUGUGAGCUCAACUAAUCUGAAUGCAUCGAAUGUAAAUACAUACCAAGAUGCUCAGCUCAAAAAUGGAGAUAGGAAAGGCAUUAGGAGGUAUACAUCUGUUAUUGGAAUUAGUAAUGAUAUAGACCAUAACCUGACCUUGUCAAGUUCCCAAGAACCAGCUUCAGAAUCAAGCAGGGCACAGUCAAGAACAUCAGGCCCUUCAGUGGUCAGAGUGAAUGGUUUCACUGCUCCAAAGCAGCUAAUGCCAGUUGUAAAAGGCUUCCAGUUUGCCUCUGCAAAUGCUAAUAGGGACAUAUCUGCCCCGCUACCUGCCAAAAACUCAAAUACAACGAAUGCCUCUCACACCAAGGUUCAGCGAUCAGAAUCAACAUCUGCUAUCAGAAGCUGGAAGACAGUCGAUACUACUGACCAUUCAUCUUCUACAAAUUCUAGUAACACCAAAACAUACCUGCGACGAAAUUCAAAUGAAUCAAGACCAGAACAAAUGGUGGUGAAGGUUACAACAAAGAGUGCAGAAUCAGAACCUCCUCCACCCCCUCCCCUAGCAGGAUCCCUCCAGAAAUCAAUGGCACGACCGCGUCCAAGGACUCUACAAGCUCCUCAGCUCAGCACUCGGGAUCAGCUAAUGGAUGCAAUUAGAAAUUUCGGUGGUCGAGGAAACCUGAAACAGGUUUGUGAUAACAGGGACAGCUCCCUCAAUGUUGUGCUCAUCCGAUGAACAGAUAUGUAUAUGCAUUUUGCAUGUGUAUUGGUAACUACAGAGUUUGCCUUCAUGUGCAUCAGAGUUCCUAGCUAAAAUGUACUGAACUUCAAUAUCUGGCUUAGCGUACUCCAGACUGUUUGAAGGAAUGUGGGCUGUGUUUGGCCUAAGUCUGACUCACAUUUCAUUCUCUCCUAGCAUAACUUAAAAUAAUCUAUGAUUGCAUAUAUUUCCUGACUUCACUCUGCUUUCUUUUCAGACCUCCAGUGUUCUAUAGUCCUUAUUCCAUAUUUUUCUCUUGCUUCUUCUUUCCCACAUUUAACCAUCACAAUAAUUGUCUUAUGCUUUCUGUUCCUGCCAAACGCUGGGCAUAACUAUAAAAAGAUAUCUUGCAGGAACUUCAUUUUCUCAUAUUUCUGAACUUAUGAUGAAUGUGGACUAAAAUUAUAUCUACCUCCUUGGGUGAAAAAAAGAAAUAUGUCUACUUUACAUAGCUCCUGGUUGAAUCACAGAAAAAAAAAUAAAUUUAAUGGUUUUAUUUUCUAGGAAUGUGAACAUGAUUCAAAUUUUGAUAAUUCAAAAUUCGUUCUCAGAGUGAGAAAAGCUCUGCAAUUAUUGAACCUCAUACAUUACAUAUGGGGGGAGGGGAUUUUUAUGACCAAAAUUAGUUCAACCUCUAUGAAGUAAAAUGUGGUUUUAAAUGGAAUAUAGUAACAUUGGGUAUUAAUAUUCUUCUUCUUCUUAUUAUUAUUAUAAUUAUAUUUGUGCUAACUUUGUAAUUGCCCUCUGUGGUGUUAAGUUUUCACGUAAAUAAACAUGAAUUGAACUGAAUUACGAAUAGUUACCAAAAUUUUUUGAACUGCUAAAAAUAUUGUCAGUAAAGAAAUGUUUUCCUAAUUACUGUGGAGUAUUAGCAAUAGGUACUUGCAUCUAAAAUUUAUAUAUCAUGUGUGGAAUUAAAGUUUUAAGAUAUUUUGCUUCCCAACAUAUUCUUAACUAUUUGUGAGGUUAUGCUAUGAAGAAAUUUUUUGAUUUGAUGAUGCAUGAUGUCUAUGAAAGAGCAAGGACCAUUGUUUCAGAAGGAAAUGUUGCUUCUCAUUGCCAGGCUACAAAAUGUUCUCUCCUGAAGAUGGUGGUUGCAGUUUUCCCCUGAAAUAUAGAUAACCUAUCUGACUGCAUAGCAUUAUACACCAGAAUACUGUGACCUUAUUAUUAUGUUCUAUUUCCUUAAUCAGUAAUCACUCAUCAGCGAACAAUUUUCUGUUAUUUACAUAACACAAUUUGAAUUUAGUAAAGAAUGUAAUCUGUUCACAAUCAUCUUGGUGCAGAGAAAAUAUUCGCAAUUAAUUGAUGUUCCAAAAGUUAAAUCUGAAGUUAGCUUGUGUGUGCCAUGAAAAAGUAUGUCACAGUUGGCAUU
Molecule: messenger RNA, 7708 nt
Organism: Cryptotermes secundus
Lineage: Eukaryota; Metazoa; Arthropoda; Insecta; Blattodea; Kalotermitidae
Exons: 14
Coding region: 331-6309 (1992 amino acids)
Molecular function (GO): actin monomer binding
Source: RefSeq, a predicted model, not a curated record